GCGGCAGCGGCGGCAAGAUGCUGGAGAUCCAGCUGGACGAUGGCGGGGUGGGGGGCUACGGGGGGGACGACUACUGCUCGGGCUCGGUGAUGUCGGAGCGGGUGUCCGGCCUGGCCAACAGCAUCUACCGCGAGUUCGAGCGCCUCAUCCGCUGCUACGACGAGGAGGUGGUCAAGGAGCUGAUGCCGCUGGUGGUGACGGUGCUGGAGAACCUCGACUCGGUGCUGACCGACAACCAGGAGCACGAGGUGGAGCUGGAGCUGCUGCGGGAGGACAACGAGCAGCUCCUCACCCAGUACGAGCGCGAGAAGGCGCUGCGCAAGCAGGCCGAGGAGAAGUUCAUUGAAUUCGAAGAUGCCCUGGAACAAGAGAAGAAAGAACUGCAGGUACAGGUCGAGCACCUUGAAUUUCAAACACGGCAGCUGGAGCUGAAGGCCAAAAACUAUGCAGAUCAAAUUUCUCGAUUGGAAGAGCGAGAGUCAGAAAUGAAGAAAGAAUACAAUGCCCUUCACCAACGGCACACAGAGAUGAUUCAGACCUAUGUGGAGCACAUUGAGCGAUCCAAAAUGCAGCAGGUUGCAGCUGGAAAUAGCCAAAACGAGAGUGGUCUACCUGGGAGAAGCAUGAAGAGACGUCCUAAUUCCCUGAACAUCCCCCUUACAGAUGACAUGGUACGUGGGCAGGUGGGGGCCAAGGUCGCCCCCCCAGUGGACCACUGGCACCUGAGUGACCUCGGCCAGCUGCAGUCCAACUCCGGCUACAAGUGCCCGCCUGAUGAAAUGUCUGAAUCCGGACAGUCCUCGGCAGCUGCGACACCGAGCACGACUGGAACAAAAUCUAACACGCCCACCUCCUCCGUGCCAUCUGCUGCUGUCACCCCGCUCAACGAGAGCCUUCAGCCCAUGAAUGACUACAUCACGUCGAAGAACAACAAGCGGUCCCGUGAGAAGAGGAACAGUCGAAAUAUGGAGGUUCAAGUUGCUCAGGAGACGAGGAACGUGAGCAUAGGCAUGGGAAGCAGUGAUGAGGGAUCAGAUUUUCAAGAUAUUGACUCCACUCCGGAGCUGGACAUGUGCCAGGAUCCCCGACUAGAACGCACAGGAAACAGCCCAACUCAGGGGAUUGUCAACAAAGCCUUCGGCAUCAACACCGACUCGCUCUAUACAGAACUCAGCGAGGUGGGCUCGGAGGCUAUUGGGGAUGUGGACGAAGGAGCAGACCUGCUAGGGGAGUUUUCAGUGCGGGAUGAUUUCUUUGGGAUGGGCAAAGAAGUGGGGAAUCUGUUGAUGGAGAACACACAGCUGCUGGAAACAAAAAAUGCUUUGAACAUAGUGAAGAAUGAUUUAAUUGCAAAAGUUGACCAGCUCACUGGGGAGCAGGAAGUGUUGAAAGGAGAGCUGGAAGCAGCAAAGCAGGCGAAAGCCAAGAUGGAGGCCAGGAUCAAGGAACUAGAGGAGGAGCUGAAAAAAGUGAAAUCAGACGUGAUUUUUAACCGCCGAGAGACCAAAGAAGAGGUCGAGGAUGUAAGCAGCUAUCUCUGUACAGAAUUGGACAACAUCCCCAUUGCCCAGCGACGACGGUUCACUCGUGUGGAGAUGGCCCGGGUCUUGAUGGAGCGCAACCAAUACAAAGAAAGGUUGAUGGAGUUGCAGGAGGCAGUCAGGUGGACAGAGAUGAUCAGAGCUUCGCGGGAACAUCCUUCUGUUCAGGAGAAAAAGAAAUCAACAAUUUGGCAGUUCUUCAGCCGCCUAUUCAGCUCCUCCUCCAGCCCUCCACCAGCAAAGAGGAGUUACCCGUCAGUGAACAUACACUACAAAUCUCCAACGGCGGCUGGGUUCAGCCAGCGCCGCAGCCACACCAUGUGCCAGAUCUCUGCUGGGAACCGUACCCUUGAGUUCUUCCCCGAUGAUGACUGCACGUCAUCCGCGCGCCGCGAGCAGAAGCGCGAGCAGUACCGCCAGGUCCGGGAGCACGUGCGGAAUGAUGACGGUCGCUUGCAGGCUUGUGGGUGGAGCCUGCCCGCCAAGUACAAGCAGCUGAGUCCCAAUGGCGGUCAAGAAGACAACCGAAUGAAGAAUGUCCCAGUGCCUGUAUAUUGCCGUCCACUGGUAGAGAAGGAUCCAACCAUGAAGUUGUGGUGUGCGGCUGGAGUCAACUUAACAGGUUGGAAGCCUGUGGAACCGGAUGCUGCAAAUGGGCAGAAACCCGAACCUGGAUGUGAUCCUCUGACUUGUGAUCGGGAAGUGGAGGGAGAGAGUACCAAAAGUACCCAUACGUCGCCAGAAAAGAAAACGGCCAAAGAGUUGCAUGAGAUGGAUGCCACGUCCAGUCGAGUGUGGAUUCUCACAAGCACAUUGUCUACGAGCAAAGUUGUGAUCAUUGAUGCCAACCAGCCUGGCACGGUAGUGGACCACUUCACCGUCUGCAAUGCACAUGUGCUUUGUAUUUCCAGCAUUCCAGCAGCCUGUGAUACCGACUAUCCUCCUGGGGAAAUCUUUCUGGAAGGAGACAUGAAUCCUGAAGAUUCACUGGGGACGGAUGGUGUUUUGGCAGGCAUCACCUUGGUCGGCUGUGCAACCCGGUGCAACGUUCCCAGCAGCAACUGCUCCUCCCGCGGAGACACCCCAGUGCAGGAUAAAGGACAGAGCAAAGUGCCCAUCGUAAGCAAUGGCAAGAUCAAUCAGUGCCAAUCCACCGAGGAGGCGACAGAAGCCACGGAGGUGCCAGAGAAUAGCGGGAAUGAAAUGGAGCCCACCCAUGUCCGAACACAGCCGCUGACAGAACACGUCUUUACAGAUCCUCCCCCAGCUCAGCCACCUAUAAGACAGAACAGUGAGAAUGGACAACCUAAAGUGGAAUCAAGCACAGCAGCACAGGAACAAGAAGCAAAUGGGAAUCCAUCUGGGGCCACCACUAGCGCAGCCCCUACCAUGUGGCUUGGAGCACAGACUGGAUGGUUGUACGUGCACUCGGCGGUCUCAAACUGGAAGAAAUGCUUACACUCGAUCAAGCUGAAGGACUCAGUGUUGAGCUUGGUGCAUGUGAAAGGCCGCGUUCUUGUAGCCCUGGCUGAUGGGACGCUAGCCAUAUUCCACCGAGGAGAAGAUGGCCAGUGGGACCUCAGCAACUAUCAUCUCAUGGACCUGGGCCACACGCACCACUCUAUCCGGUGUAUGGCUGUGGUGUACGACCGUGUGUGGUGUGGUUACAAGAACAAAAUUCAUGUCAUCCAGCCCAAGACAAUGCAGAUAGAGACCUCCUUCGAUGCCCACCCUCGCCGGGAGAGCCAGAUCCGGCAGCUUGCUUGGAUUGGAGAUGGUGUUUGGGUUUCCAUCCGCCUAGAUUCCACCCUGAGGCUCUACCACGCUCACACCCACCAGCAUCUCCAGGACGUGGACAUUGAGCCCUAUGUCAGCAAAAUGUUGGGGACUGGAAAACUCGGCUUCUCCUUUGUGCGGAUUACAGCCUUGCUCAUUGCUGGCAAUCGUCUUUGGGUCGGGACAGGCAACGGUGUCAUCAUUUCUAUCCCUUUGACAGAGACUGUAGUCCUCCACCGGGGUCAACUUCUUGGGCUCAGGGCCAAUAAGACCUCUCCAACAUCUGGUGAAGGGAACCGCCCUGGCGGAGUGAUUCACGUGUAUGGCAGUGAUGACGGCAGCGACAAAUCGGCCAGUAGCUUCAUCCCGUACUGCUCUAUGGCUCAAGCUCAGCUCUGCUUCCACGGUCACCGCGAUGCGGUCAAGUUCUUUGUCUCUGUGCCUGGCAAUGUUCUUGCAACGCUAAAUGGAAGCGUGCUCGACAGCCCGUCGGAGAACCCCAGCACCGAGGCAGUCGAGACGGAGGGGCAGAAACUGAAAAAUGUCCUGGUGCUGAGCGGUGGGGAAGGAUACAUCGACUUCCGGAUUGGCGAUGGAGAAGAUGAUGAGACAGAGGAAAGCGCAGGGGAGGCUCCUUCUGUCAAGCCCAUCCUCUCGAAGGCUGAACGGAGCCACAUCAUCGUGUGGCAAGUGUCCUACAUCCCCGAAUGAGCUCCUCUUCUUUCUGCCAAGGUAACGUUCUCCCUCCUGAUUCCCAAAAUCCCCCGAAUGCCAAAAUGUACAUACAGAACUCCUGCAUUAUUUCCUGUUGGCGGAAAACUGAACCACAGACAGCAGCGACGGCUUCUGCACCGGCCGGUGCUUUCCCUCCUCGUCUCACCUCUAGGCUCGCAGCUUUCAUCUUGGGCCAGCGCACGUUCUGAAAUGCGCCAGGUUCGUCGUUGGCCUUCCCAGGGGGGGGGGAGAGUGGUGAGAAUGAAGCACCUGGCAAGUUGGGCCUUAGGAAGCAUGAGAAGAACCGACCUGGUUUGGAAGGGUGGGCAAGUUUUUCAAGACAGUUCCCUCUCAACGCCCCUCUCCUACUUGCAUGGGAAAAGACCCCCCAGCUGUUUGUUGGCUCCUUCCCUCUUUCUAAUAUUUGACACCACCGAAGGUGUGCUGAUGGCAUGCAGUCGCUCUACGAGUAUGGAAGAAACGGUUUCCAAGAUGAGAAGCAACAUUCUGAAUCUGUAUCUUCCAAUCUAUGGGAUAGUUUCGGAGCAGUGGGGACUUGAUUUAAGAAUCUGAAACAGGCUCUAACAAGGGGUUCAAACAUGUUCAAAAACACAGUGAUAAGUCACCAGUGGGAGGUCAGAACCAAAGAAUCCACCAAAGGCCCCCGGCGCCUGUCCGUUUCUGGAGCAAUUUUGAAUUGAACCUGGGCAGUAUCUGCAGAGCAGACCCGUUUUGAAUGGUCCGAGGCCGACAGGAGGAAAACAACCUCUGUUCACUGGCAGGAGGGUGAGGUCAAGAAAGAUUUGGGGAGUUCUUUCUCCGAGCAGCGUUGGAAAGCCACCAAGCUCUGUUGUAUGUCGUUGUUACCACUCGCUUGGGUUUGUCCUGUGAGAUUUUUGUAGAGCCCGGAUGGAGGAUCAGGCAUGAUGGAUGGCCUCAAGAGCCCUGAAAGGUCCUUUGUAGGCCAUUUAGGAAGGAAUGUGUUGAGGAGAAAAUACAGGCCCCUGUGGCUGUUGUCUUUUAAGCCAGGGGAUCUUGAGAGGAAAGCAGACGGAGGUGUUGAAGAAAGAACAGUGGAGGUAUGCAUUUGGUGAGGGAGGAGCAGAGACGAGAGGAAACACACAGAGAGAGAGAGAGAGAGCAAGCCAAGAAGGUUGGAGGAGAACACUCUUGGUGAGUGGUUUAUAGAAUCUGCAAGAGAAAAAGCAGAAACUGACCAGAGGGGGACAGAAUCAAGCUGGAUGAUACAGAUAGCGCUUUGUUAAAAGCGGGAAGCGCUGAACGAUGUUGACUUGCCACAGCAGCUUUUCACACCCCCUGUCAAGUGUGCAAAUUAGCUUACUUUGUUUUGGGGUUGAUCACUGGGAGGGUUAAUGCGGACUUCAUGUGGUCAGCCACACCGCUCCAACCCUAGCGCGCUUUCCGCUUCUAACAAGACGCUGUUUCUGUCGUCUUUCCAACUGUUGGGAUGACCGAAAAUUUGUGCCAGAAAAGGAAUGCCUGAGAAUGGAUUUCCAUUUUGAGGGAAAGUAACUCUAGGAGGGGAAGGGGGGGUUCUUCCCCAAGGGGAACAGAGGCUGAUGAUUAUGGCUUCAAAAGCCAUAUGAUGAAACAGCUGGAGCAACUCAGAUGUGCCCUGGUGUCCUGUGGAAAAAAAAACAUAAAAAUCCCUCAUAAAAACCCACUUCCGUUGAAUUCUACCCCUUGGUAGAAUUCUUAAAGCCCUAGGGUUUCUCAUGAGCGAAAUGGCCCUUGUAACAAGAACAUCAGCUUCGUUCUUGGCGGCAAGUGCUGGGAGACCCUGGGUAGCCCAUGGCAGCAACCGGCACACGAUUCUUUUCUUCUGUCCCCCAUUGCCCUUCCUACUCCUACUCAUUUCAGCUUCUUUCCUUGGCCUUUCUGAGCUCUGCGUUAGGCCAGGCUAUAACGUUCAGCUCUAUCCAGGUGUUUUAUUUUGGCAUUCUGAAAAUGUUGCACCUCAGGGGCCGUCUGGCAGGGCAUCGUCUAACAGCCUCUGUUUUUAGGACACAAGAUUUAGGUAGGUCUCUGGUGUGUGCACAAGAGUCACACUGCAGAAAACAAGACCUUGUUCAAGACAGUCGCUGUCAUGACACUACCAGGUACAGUGGUGCCCCGCAUAGUGAG
Pogona vitticeps (central bearded dragon) is the source of this 6176-nucleotide messenger RNA. The record is from RefSeq and is a predicted model, not a curated record. NCBI's taxonomy places the organism in Eukaryota, Metazoa, Chordata, Lepidosauria, Squamata, Agamidae.